UUCGACAGCCCCAUGCUGCACAACCUGCAGAGCCGAGGGACGCCCGCGGCCGCCCGGCACGCCAACAUAGCAGAAUUUUUUGAUGAUUAUUCAGAGGGGCGAGAAUGUGUCAACUGUGGGGCCAUGUCCACCCCACUCUGGAGGAGAGACGGCACAGGGCACUACCUCUGCAAUGCCUGCGGGCUCUACCACAAGAUGAACGGCAUCAACCGGCCCUUGUUCAAACCUCAGAGGAGGCUGUCGGCUUCCCGCCGCGUCGGCCUCUCUUGUGCCAACUGCCACACAACAACAACCACGCUCUGGCGCAGAAAUGCCGAGGGAGAGCCCGUCUGUAACGCCUGUGGACUCUACAUGAAGCUCCAUGGGGUUCCAAGGCCUUUAGCAAUGAGAAAAGAGGGCAUUCAGACGAGGAAGCGCAAGCCCAAGAACCUUAACAAAACAAAGACGCCAGCAGGUCCAUCCAGCAGCGAGAGUCUUACCCCGACCACCAGCUCAACCAGCAGCAGCAGCAGCGCCACAACCACUGAGGAAAUGCGCCCCAUAAAAACAGAACCUGGGCUCUCAUCUCAUUACGGGCACCCCAGCCCAAUUUCUCAGGCAUUCUCAGUCUCUGCCAUGUCUGGACAUGGAUCAUCUAUUCACCCUGCGAUUUCAGCUCUGAAGCAUUCCCCACAGGCUUACCAGUCAGCUAUCAGCCAGUCUCCACAAACCAGCUCCAAACAGGACUCCUGGAACAGCCUGGUGUUAGCUGAAAACCAUGGGGACAUCAUAACAGCAUAACCUGGUCUUCCACCCAUGGACUUCAGGCUGAUCUGCUUGAGAGAUGAAGAACAUGCCACGUAAUCAUCAAGUCAAUGUUGUUUCCCACCUCCCCUGCUCCUCUGCCUUCUCUCCUCUUGUGAGAUGUUCCAGCAAAGAGGUAAAGAGGACUUUUCUGAGGUGUAGGAGAGCAGAGAAGACUCAAAUCUCAAAGUAACUAAUGAUUUGAAGCCUUUUUUCCCACUUUAAAUGAGCCUCUCUAUUUGAUCGUCACCACCUUCUAUGAAAUAACCA
This is a messenger RNA of Pelecanus crispus (Dalmatian pelican), 1053 nucleotides long. RefSeq names its product GATA binding protein 4 (gene GATA4). Gene Ontology annotation, biological process: positive regulation of transcription by RNA polymerase II; cell fate commitment; negative regulation of transcription by RNA polymerase II. The record is from RefSeq and is a predicted model, not a curated record. NCBI's taxonomy places the organism in Eukaryota, Metazoa, Chordata, Aves, Pelecaniformes, Pelecanidae. Gene Ontology annotation, cellular component: nucleus. Gene Ontology annotation, molecular function: RNA polymerase II cis-regulatory region sequence-specific DNA binding; DNA-binding transcription factor activity, RNA polymerase II-specific; zinc ion binding.